Messenger RNA from Dentiscutata erythropus, 732 nucleotides. Lineage: Eukaryota; Fungi; Glomeromycota; Glomeromycetes; Diversisporales; Gigasporaceae. The record is from the annotation of a GenBank genome assembly.
AUGGCCUUCACAAAUGUUUUAGAUCGGAACCACAUAAUACGGGAGGAUCAAGGUUCAUUAGUGCUGGACGGUCGUAAUACACCACAAAACAUAUCAAUUUACAGCUUUCUUCUUGGUACCGUUUUUUCUGCUUCCGUUUUUGUUGGCUGGUACUCAAAAACGUUUUCUCAACUCGGAAUUUUCUUGGCCGCCUUAUCUCUAUUUCAUGAGUUGGAAUAUCUCUUUACGGCUUUGUUCAAUGCAGAUAUAUUAUCGUUGGAUUCUUUUUUAAUUAAUAACGGUCAACAAUAUCAUCUUGCGCACACUGCUGCUAUAAUAGAAUUUUUAAUAGAAGCCUAUCUGUUUCCUAAUUCCAAAAACAUAAAGCUAUUUUAUUUCAUAGGUUUUAUAGUUGUAGUAGUAGGCCAAAUUGCAAGAAGCUGUGCGAUGUGGCAUGCCAAACAUAAUUUCACUCAUAUGAUUCAAUAUCAUAAACGAAAAGAACAUGUUCUUGUGACUACGGGAAUUUAUGCAUAUUUAAGACAUCCUUCAUACUUUGGAUUCUACUAUUGGGCAGCUGGUACCCAAAUCUUACUUUGUAAUCCAAUUUGUCUUAUAGGAUUUCUUGUCGCAAUGCAUAGAUUCUUUAGUGACCGUAUUCGCGAAGAAGAACUUUUGCUUAUCAAGUUUUUUGGAAACGAGUACCUUGAUUACCAAAAAAAAGCUUAUACUUGGAUUCCUUUAAUUAAAUAA